This is a messenger RNA of Suillus discolor, 651 nucleotides long. RefSeq lists its product as uncharacterized. The record is from RefSeq and is a predicted model, not a curated record. Bases 40 to 651 code for a protein of 203 amino acids. The transcript has 5 exons. Lineage: Eukaryota; Fungi; Basidiomycota; Agaricomycetes; Boletales; Suillaceae. Gene Ontology annotation, molecular function: protein binding.
CAGUUGGGUCUACGGUGCCAUACAUCUACCAGGCGGACAAUGGAUAUUGACUUGUUCAUUGGACGGCUCGCUGCGGGUAUGGAAGAGUGGAAAAUAGAUAGGAGACGACUGGUGGUAUGGACCAUAGCAUUAUCUCCGGACGGGAAGAAAGUGGUCAGCGGGAGUGAGGAUGGCGGAGUGAGGUUGUGGGAGAUGGACACAUGCAAAGUCAUCGUGAAAUGGAUGGGGCAUACAAACUUGAAGGGAGUGCUUUUUGUCUGCUGGAGUGGAGACGGUCAACAAUGGGAUGUAGAGAGCGGAGAGACAAACCUCGCACCAAUCAAGACAGGGCACGAAUCCGUGUGGGCAAUCGCUUGGACUCAGGAUGGGCCAUGUCAAUACUUUAUGCGAAAACUCGAGCUCGACAUCAAAUGCAUACGCAAGAAGGUCCCUAGUGGACAAGACGAUAUUAUUGAGGAACCUUCGUUCCCUCUUAUCAAUGAGAGGGAUGCGGACGAAGAACGAGAGGGAAAGGAAGCUGAGGGGAGACAAGAGGAGAAAGAGCGGAUGACUAAGUUUGAUGAUUGGGCAGCUAGACAGCACCUUGAGCAAGAGGUGUGGUAUUUGCCGUCUGCCUGCAUAGAUGAUCUUGCUGACCUUUCGGACCAAUAG